This is a messenger RNA of Aethina tumida (small hive beetle), 1415 nucleotides long. RefSeq names its product succinate--CoA ligase [ADP/GDP-forming] subunit alpha, mitochondrial. The record is from RefSeq and is a predicted model, not a curated record. Gene Ontology annotation, molecular function: succinate-CoA ligase (ADP-forming) activity; succinate-CoA ligase (GDP-forming) activity. NCBI's taxonomy places the organism in Eukaryota, Metazoa, Arthropoda, Insecta, Coleoptera, Nitidulidae. Gene Ontology annotation, cellular component: mitochondrion; succinate-CoA ligase complex (ADP-forming). Bases 257 to 1249 code for a protein of 330 amino acids. Gene Ontology annotation, biological process: tricarboxylic acid cycle. The transcript is spliced from 5 exons.
UAAAAACAAUCCGCUUUGAAUUUGCGGAUGUUGUAGUAAAUCUUCGCGGUGAUUAGUGAAUCGAUAAAAAUUACAGACUUCUGUACAACAUAUCAAUCCAAUUGUCCCUGCCCAACCGUAUGUGCUCUAUUUUCAAGUAGACGGGGUCAAGUGAGAGAGUGUUUGCCGAAAUAAAAGUUCGAAUCCGAUUAAUGUAUUAAAUAAGAAUUAGAUAGUUUCAUCGAACUAAAUUAAAUAAAACAAAAAUAUUCUAGUUAUGGCUGCCCCUACAAGAAUACUCAGCAGGUUAGUUGCUGAUGGAAUAAAAGUUGGUCACCAAGUUAGAUUUAACAGUUAUGAGGCGACUAGAUGGAAUCUUAAAUUAAAUGCAAACUCUAAAGUCAUCUGCCAAGGAUUUACUGGCAAACAGGGAACAUUUCACAGUAAACAGGCUAUUGAAUAUGGUACCAAAGUAGUUGGUGGUGUAUCACCAGGAAAGGGAGGAAAAACACAUCUUGACUUGCCUGUAUUCAAUACUGUAGCUGAGGCUCGCCAAGCGACCGGAGCCGAUGCCACCGUCAUCUACGUACCCCCGCCAGGCGCAGCGGCCGCCAUCCUAGAAGCCAUCGAAGCCGAAGUUCCACUCAUCGUUUGUAUCACCGAAGGUAUUCCCCAACAUGAUAUGGUCAGAGUUAAGCACAGGCUCCUCAGGCAGUCCAAAUCCCGGUUGAUUGGUCCCAACUGCCCCGGAAUCAUCGCCCCCGAUCAAUGCAAAAUUGGAAUCAUGCCUGGACACAUCCAUCAAAAGGGUGUUAUUGGAGUAGUAUCCAGAUCUGGUACUUUGACUUACGAAGCCGUGCACCAGACAACUCAAGUAGGCUUAGGACAGACUCUCUGCGUUGGUAUUGGUGGUGAUCCAUUUAACGGAACGGAUUUCAUCGACUGUUUGGAAGUGUUCUUGAAAGAUCCUGAAACCAAGGGAAUUAUACUCAUAGGUGAAAUCGGUGGUGUGGCCGAAGAACAAGCUGCCGAAUAUUUGACCCAGCAUAAUUCUGGAAGUAAUGCCAAGCCUGUGGUAUCAUUCAUCGCCGGCAUCUCCGCUCCUCCUGGCCGUCGUAUGGGUCACGCCGGAGCCAUUAUCUCUGGAGGCAAAGGCGGAGCCCAAGACAAGAUUAAUGCUUUGGAAAAAGCUGGUGUCAUUGUCACCAAGUCGCCAGCUCAGAUGGGCACUGAAUUAGUUAAAGAAAUGCGUCGUUUGAACUUGGCAUAAAUAUAAAAGACAUGCGUAAUUUUAAUGAUACAGGCUAUUUCAAACUAACCGUGUAAUAUAGUUGUAAUAUAGCCAAAUAUACAUUCACCUCCAUUGUAAUUGCUAUUAUACACAAUUUUACCUAUAUGUAUAUUCUAAUUCCAUUGUUAAUAAAUGUUAUUAUUUA